Molecule: messenger RNA, 1593 nt
Organism: Guyanagaster necrorhizus
Lineage: Eukaryota; Fungi; Basidiomycota; Agaricomycetes; Agaricales; Physalacriaceae
Exons: 8
Coding region: 66-1190 (374 amino acids)
Source: RefSeq, a predicted model, not a curated record
CUCAUUUCUACCUCAGUAGUUAACCCUCACCGUCUUUAGAUUUCUCCAAUACACACUUAAAACCCAUGUCAGGUCCCAAUGGAAGCCGUUCUCUUUCUCGCACUGAGCAUCACCGAGACAAAUUUGGAACUGAUUUCGUUAGAUAUACACCUGAUGGUCCUUGGAUUAUGCUUGGGCCGCCAAACACCUCAAGUGUCCAGCUACCCAGUGCCUAUGGGGCUUCAUUGCCUCCAGAUUCACGGCUUCCAAGUUUUCGGGACAUGUUCUCCACUGUGGAUCUUUCUUUCCCUGGUGCAAAUGGACAGGUCAGAGAUCCACAUGAUCUUCGUAAUCCUAGCGGACUUCAAGGACAUGUAUCUGAUAAAUUGACACAAGUUCCUACUCCCCUUGCAAUGCGUUCUCAUGGAAACAUGGAUCCCUCUCAAGUUCGUCUUCCUGAUGACAAUGAGAAUGACUUUCCCCCUGCACAUGUGUUAUUGAAAAACAUGGCUGAGCCUGCCUCACGAGUUGCAGGAUGCCGCCAUUCCGAUUCUAAAGGAAAGGGAAAGCGACGUUCUGCAUCAUCUCCCAUACCGUCUUCCUUGAAGCUACCCCCAAAAAGGCAUAAAGUUAGUGCCGUGGAGUCGUCAGCCUCUACUCUACAAAAGAAGAGAGGGCGAAAGGAAGGCUCUGCGAAGUACAAACAGCUCCUAAAAACUAGCAAGCCUACAGGCGAUGCUGAAUGCCCUCCUCAUGUUGAGAGGGCUCAUGAGAUUGAAUAUCUCAUAAAUGGAAAAACUGGAUCACGAGAACUUGAAGAUGAGGAUAUUAUUGAUGAUGCUGCCACCGAUGACUCUUCUCAAGGUGAUGACAGUGAGGUUGAAAAUCUCCCUCCACCGACAAAGCUCCCAGCUACUACACAAUCUCAUCCAGCUCAAGGACCUGUCACUCGCCGUCCACCUUCUGACCGUCUGUCAACUAAUAUCCCACGCCAGCACCGUAGUAAUCCUCAAGAUAUUCUCCAAAGCAUCUCAAGCAUUCUUUCUCCUGAGGCUCAGAUCGCUCGUAGUGAGGCACUCUCAGCACGCUCUGUGCAAACAACACAAAUCUUUACUUUGACAGCACAGAUAUGCGACCUACAAAGUCGUGUUGAUAGGUUGCAGUCAGAGCUUACCACAUCUGAAAGAGCUCGCCACGAUGCAGAACGCUGAGCAGACAGAGCAGAGAUGAUGAACAUGUUCAGUACAUCAUCUCAUGGAACAUCUCGGGGUCGUUGCAGAUCUCGAUCAGGUUAUGGAAAGCGCAUUUAUCAGGAAGUUCAUUACAGAGAUGGGGGAGGUUCUCGACAGUGUGUUGAUCCUGACUCUCCAUCAGGAUACAACCAACUCAGUGGUUCCUUUGAUAGCCCUGGAACACGGCGCUACACAAUUCCCACCACAGAUGAUGAUGAUGAUAUUGCUGUUCACCCUCUCAGUCCUGUAUACCAGUCAGCAGAAUCAGGUCUCGAUAUGAUGUUGCUCUUGCCAGAGUCGUCUCGAUCCAGCAAUGAAGCACCUCCACAAUCACUAUAAAUUAUACUAGUUCUAUUCAGUUUGACACUUACUCAUGUGAAAC